This is a messenger RNA of Nerophis lumbriciformis (worm pipefish), 1290 nucleotides long. The record is from RefSeq and is a predicted model, not a curated record. Lineage: Eukaryota; Metazoa; Chordata; Actinopteri; Syngnathiformes; Syngnathidae.
UCUACGGAGGACAGCGAGCACAACACCACAGUGUUUACCAAGAUCCUAGACAGCCUUCUGGACGGCUAUGACAACCGCCUGAGGCCAGGACUAGGAGAGCGUGUAACUGAAGUCAAGACUGACAUUUUCGUGACUAGUAUCGGGCCAGUUUCGGACCAUGACAUGGAGUACACCAUUGAUGUGUUCUUCAGACAGAGCUGGAAGGAUGAAAGGUUAAAGUUCAAGGGUCCAAUGGCUGUGCUGCGUCUCAACAAUCUCAUGGCCAGCAAGAUCUGGACGCCAGACACAUUCUUCCACAAUGGCAAGAAGUCUGUGGCCCACAACAUGACGAUGCCCAACAAACUAUUGCGUAUUACAGAAGAAGGCACGCUACUCUACACCAUGAGGCUGACUGUGAGAGCAGAAUGCCCGAUGCACCUUGAAGACUUCCCAAUGGACGCCCAUGCCUGCCCACUCAAGUUUGGCAGCUAUGCUUACACCCGAGCCGAAGUGGUGUACGUAUGGACCAAAGGAGUUGAUAAUUCCGUGGUGGUGGCGGACGACGGUUCAAGGUUAAACCAGUACGAUCUGAUGGGGCAGAGUGUGGCUUCUGGAGUGGUACAGUCCAGCACAGGCGAGUACGUGGUGAUGACGACCCACUUCCACCUGAAGAGAAAAAUUGGCUACUUUGUAAUCCAGACCUAUCUGCCCUGCAUCAUGACGGUCAUCCUCUCACAGGUGUCCUUCUGGCUCAACAGAGAAUCCGUCCCAGCCAGGACUGUCUUUGGAGUAACCACUGUCCUGACCAUGACCACCCUCAGUAUCAGCGCUAGGAACUCCCUCCCCAAAGUGGCCUACGCCACCGCUAUGGAUUGGUUCAUUGCCGUGUGCUACGCCUUCGUCUUCUCUGCCCUCAUCGAGUUCGCCACGGUCAACUACUUCACCAAGAGGGGUUACGCCUGGGAUGGAAAAAGUGUUGUGCCAGAGAAGCAAAAGAAGAAGAAGGAGUCCAUGUUAAAAAAGAACAACACGACAGCAUACCCGGCUGCCACUGCUACAGCCUUCGCUCCCAACAUUGCCAGGGACCCUGGCUUGGCCACCAUUGCCAAAAGCGCUCCCCCACCUCCAACUGAGCCCAAGGAGGAGCCAAAGCCCAAGCCCCCAGAGGCCAAGAAGACCUUUAACAGCGUGAGCAAGAUAGACAGGAUCGCCAGAAUAGCCUUCCCGCUGCUCUUUGGAACCUUUAACUUGGUCUACUGGGCCACCUACUUGAAUAAGAAGCCCAAACUGCAAGGGAUGACUCCACACUAA